UACAAUAAGAUUUAUUUUUUUGAUCGCCCAGGCCGAGCACGAUGCCCCCCAAGAAGGGAGGUGAUGGAAUUAAACCACCCCCAAUCAUUGGAAGAUUUGGAACCUCACUGAAAAUUGGUAUUGUUGGAUUGCCAAAUGUUGGGAAAUCUACUUUCUUCAAUGUAUUAACCAAUAGUCAGGCUUCAGCAGAAAACUUCCCAUUCUGCACUAUUGAUCCUAAUGAGAGCAGAGUACCUGUGCCAGAUGAAAGAUUUGACUUUCUUUGUCAGUACCACAAACCAGCAAGCAAAAUUCCUGCCUUUCUAAAUGUAGUGGAUAUUGCUGGCCUUGUGAAAGGAGCUCACAAUGGGCAGGGCCUGGGGAAUGCUUUUUUAUCUCAUAUUGGUGCCUGUGAUGGCAUCUUUCACCUAACACGUGCUUUUGAAGAUGAUGAUAUCACGCAUGUUGAAGGAAGUGUAGAUCCUAUUCGAGAUAUAGAAACAAUACAUGAAGAGCUUCAGCUUAAAGAUGAGGAAAUGAUUGGGCCCAUUAUAGAUAAACUAGAAAAGGUGGCUGUGAGAGGAGGAGAUAAAAAACUAAAACCUGAAUAUGAUAUAAUGUGCAAAGUAAAAUCCUGGGUUAUAGAUCAAAAGAAACCUGUUUGCUUCUAUCAUGAUUGGAAUGACAAAGAGAUUGAAGUGUUGAAUAAACACUUAUUUUUGACUUCCAAACCAAUGGUCUACUUGGUUAAUCUUUCUGAAAAAGACUACAUUCGAAAGAAAAACAAAUGGUUGAUAAAAAUUAAAGAGUGGGUGGACAAGUAUGACCCAGGCGCCUUGGUCAUUCCUUUUAGUGGGGCCUUGGAACUCAAGUUGCAAGAAUUGAGUGCUGAGAAGAGACAGAAGUAUCUGGAAGCGAACAUGACACAAAGUGCUUUGCCAAAGAUCAUUAAGGCUGGAUUUGCAGCACUCCAGCUAGAAUACUUUUUCACUGCAGGCCCAGAUGAAGUGCGUGCAUGGACCAUCAGGAAAGGGACUAAGGCUCCUCAGGCUGCAGGAAAGAUCCACACAGAUUUUGAAAAGGGAUUCAUUAUGGCUGAAGUAAUGAAAUAUGAAGAUUUUAAAGAGGAAGGUUCUGAAAAUGCAGUCAAGGCUGCUGGAAAAUACAGACAACAAGGCAGAAAUUAUAUUGUUGAAGAUGGAGAUAUUAUCUUCUUCAAAUUUAACACACCUCAACAACCGAAGAAGAAAUAAAAUUUAGUUAUUGCUCAGAUAAACAUACAACUUCCAAAAGGCAUAUGAUUUUUUUGAAAUUAAAAUUUCUGAAAACCGAUGGGACAAAUAAAGUUGGGGAGAUGGGAAUCUUUAACAAA
Callithrix jacchus (white-tufted-ear marmoset) is the source of this 1351-nucleotide messenger RNA. The record is from RefSeq and is a predicted model, not a curated record. Lineage: Eukaryota; Metazoa; Chordata; Mammalia; Primates; Cebidae.